UCAUCCAGUGCUCUUAUUAAAGUAUUUCAACUAAAAGCGGAAGAAUAUGUAUCACAAAAAACCUUCUGAAGUAUAAAGUACAAAAGAAUUUGAACCACAGAUGUUAUAUCACUUUUGAAAGAGGGUUGAAUUGAACCAAUAUUGAUUGUGUCACGGAAUACGUUUCGGUAAGAGUGUCUUAAACUGUCCGAAAGAUAAACAAGGUCUGCCCUGUUGAGAACCUGAAAAAUUUUGGGGCAACUUUCGUGAAGAGUAGAGGAAUCUCAAACAACCAAGACAACUGACUGCAACCAGUCUUUCCCUCUUGUUGUUCGAAAAACAUAAGAACUUGCCAGUUUUAGUCACUUAAGGAAGAUAUUGUUAUUGUAUAAGGGCAAAGCACAGAAAUUAUUUCUUUUUUAGCGAGCUGUGCGCUUUUACCAACGCAAUGAGUGAUCAAAAGAGAGAUUAAAAGUGGCCAAAAAAUACGUUUUAAUUUCUGCAGAGGUACGCACGCUUUUGAGGAUACAAAUAGAAAGUGACUUGAGUCUAACUGUUUAUGGCAUUCAUUCUUGAGAACAAAGGAACUCUGAAGAGUGCUCUCACGUAAUGGAAUCUGAUCAUUAAUUAGAAGAGCAGAGUAUAACAAUGCAUUCCCAUUUACUCGCAUUAUAUCGCGCUGUUAUCGUGUCCUUCACAACACUCUACAGCUGCGCUCGCACGAUUUGGGAAAAAAAAAAUGAGCAGCUUUACGACCAACGCUUCGGAUGAAGCUCAUAAUACCACAUCGAAAUCCCCGGUGGGACCUCAGGGAUAUUUGAACUUUUCUAAGGAAUUCACCGUAUUCAUAGUGACUGCUUUUAUUGUUAUCAUGGUGGCGGCGAUCAUUGGUAACACUCUGGUUUGCACCGCGACACUUUUCAGCCCAAGCUUGCGAAAAGCUACCACAAGUCUUUUUAUCGUAUCUCUGGCCGUGUCUGAUCUUCUUGCAGCCAUGUUAGUGGUUCCAUUCGACGUCUAUGUCAUUCUCAACAACGGGCUGUGGUUUCAUGGAGAAGCAGCCUGUAAACUUUGGACCACCACCUACCUGCUGACUGUUCCUGCCUCGAAUCUCACUCUGUUGGGCUUGAGUAUCGAUCGGUACCUCACCUUAAGCCAGCCUCUGAAACAGUUCCGCAGCGGAAAGGAAACGACUAGAAGUCGCAUCGUCGGCUGCAUGACAGCUCUGUGGGUGUACUCCCUCGGUUUCUCCAUUUUGCCUAUGACGGGUUGGACAUUCUGGCGUUUUAGGACGAAAAGCGUCAACGGUAGUAUAUGUUUCUUCAACGGUUCUCACCUAUACAACAUCUUAGUGUCUGUGCUGCACUUCAUUGUUCCUUCAUUGGCUAUGUGCGUGGUUUAUAUCAUGAUCUAUGGCCAGAUCCGUCGCCACACUAGAGCUGUUCGACCUAUUGAUUCCCCAGUGGCGCAUAACACCCAAGCAAACCUCCUGCUUCAAAGGAACAUCAGAGCAGCUAAGCGGAUUGCGGUGAUUGUAAGCGUUUUCUUACUGUGCUGGUUGCCUUACAGCAUCCUCAGCAUCAUUGGUAACCUGUGUCACGAAUGUCUCCUUAACAUACCGCAAGAAGCCUUCUACGUCACCCUCGUGACGGGCUACCUAAAUUCUGCUUUAAACCCUGUUCUUUACUCAUUCAACAACAGAAACUUUAUGGACUCUUACAGAAGAUUAUUCAGAGCGGUCAGACGUGGACUGGGCAGAGUAGGCAGUCUGAAAUAAGAGAUAUUUCUUAAUGAAGAAGGAUAGUUUAACUGGUUUUUUACUCAGUCUUUUUAAUUUUCAUUCAUAAGUGGAUUGCAAAGAAUUUGUUGAACAAAGUGAGAGAGAUAUUCCUCGAUCCAAAUGGAGGGUCAGGCGACUCUCUGAAUAGCAUUUUUCGUAUUCUCUCACCGGUUUUGAAAUAUCUGCGCGAUAAGUUGAAAGGUGUUGGUUCUUACUUCAAGAUUACCGUGCGGUAGGUAUACCCAUUGACAAGUAAGCAUCACAAACUUUUACUUAACAGCCUCUUGCGGCAAAUUAAAGGUCGCAUAUCACCUUAAAAGCAACGGAAGUAACGACUCCAUCUCCAACAAUAUUAAUAAAGAUAUACCUAUAUUGUUUCAUUGUUUCUUUCACGAAGAUUUUAGAAGAGAGCGCUCUGGGACUGACAAGAAAGAAAAUCACGUUAUCGAAAAAAAUUGUCUCGAUCACCUUGUAAAAAGGAGUGGAAACAGGAAUGACACAGAAUCUGCAAGCCAUGCAAAAUCUGUCCUGUAAUCGGCAUUGUUUAUAAAUACGUACUUACUCAUCAAUCGCCUGACUACACUCUAAGAUUGCAAUUAAAUGACACGGCUCUUUUUUCCGAGGAGCCAAAUAGACAACAAGCGUAUGUUCGUGUACUUUGUAAGAUAUUUUUUUUUUCUUUUUUUUUCAUAAGAAGUAUUCUUUUAGGAAUGGUACACUGUAACAAAAGGUUGAACUUGUCUUUAAUAUUUCAUUGACAAACAGUGUAAAGACGUGUGUUAGUUUUGAUAUUGGACCCAACAUUCCCAUAUUUAUCGUAAAACAUGAAGUCAUUUUCAAAAAGUGACACAAACAUAUUUUAUUUAAAGUGUAUGAGUGUAAGAACCUUAGCUUUUAGGCUAGAAUUAUCUCUAAAAUAUGUAAAAAAAACUUAGAAAUGUCUGGUUGUCAAGGAUAGAUUGUCCAGUUCCGAGUCUGUUUGCGUUUAAUAAAAAUAAUUGCAACUGGA
Pocillopora damicornis (cauliflower coral) is the source of this 2768-nucleotide messenger RNA. Its product is annotated as octopamine receptor beta-2R. Gene Ontology annotation, molecular function: G protein-coupled receptor activity. NCBI's taxonomy places the organism in Eukaryota, Metazoa, Cnidaria, Anthozoa, Scleractinia, Pocilloporidae. Gene Ontology annotation, biological process: adenylate cyclase-activating adrenergic receptor signaling pathway; positive regulation of MAPK cascade. The record is from RefSeq and is a predicted model, not a curated record. Gene Ontology annotation, cellular component: plasma membrane.